GACGUCCUCGCCCUUCCCCUAAGCUCGCUGGACCCUUCCCAGUCGUACGACCUCUCUCUCUCCCACGAGCUCGACCCGAACUGGGACACAGACUCCACUCAGUGGGAAGACGAUUCCCCCUACGCGGAAGUGCGGGCUAGCGUGAGCAACACCGAUGAUCCUGGCAUGCCGUGCAAUACGUUCCGGGUAUGGCUGCUCGGGCUCUUCUUCACAGUCCUCAUCUCCGGUGUUAACCAGUUCUUCUCACUCCGAUAUCCGAGUAUACAGAUAACGAGCCUGCUCGCCCAGCUCUUGGCGCUCCCGUUGGGCAAGGCGUUGGAGAGGGUGCUAAGUACGCGCCGGUGGAGGAUCUGGGUCUACAGGUGGGGGAAGGGUUGGGUAACAUGGGAAUGGACCCUCAACCCCGGGCCGUUCAAUAUAAAAGAACAUACCCUCAUAAGCGUCAUGGCUAACGUCGUUGCGGGAGGAGCGUACGCGACGGAGAUUGUCGCUGCUCAAAGGACAUACUACAACCAGCAGUGGGACGUCGGCUACCAAUUAUGUCUCGUCAUCUCCUCCCAACUCAUGGGUUUCUCCCUCGCCGGCAUCUGCCGCCCCUUCCUCGUCUGGCCAGCAAGCAUGAUCUGGCCCCAACAGCUCGUCUCCUGCGCCGUGCUGAACACGCUGCACUCUACCUGGGGGUUCGCAGACGGCCUUCUCUCGCGCUGGAAGUUCUUCUGGAUAUGCCUAGUCUCUGCCUUCCUAUGGUACUGGGUCCCAGGUUACCUCUUUACCGGCUUAUCAGCCUUCUCCUGGUUAUGCUGGGCACUGCCGGAAGAUGUGGUGGUGAACCAGCUCUUCGGAACGCAGACGGGGCUGGGCAUGGGAUUGUUGACAUUCGACUGGAGCGAGAUCGCUUAUGUGAACAACCCGCUUGUGAGCCCUUGGUGGGCCGAGGCGAAUGUACUCCUGGGACUGGGACUGUGGUUUUGGAUCCUGACGCCUAUUUUGUACUAUAAGAACGUCUUCUACCUUGCGUAUCUUCCAAUGUCUACUGGAAAUGGGUAUGACAACACUGCUCAGGUGUAUAACGUCACGCGGGUGAUUGCCAACGGGGCAUUUAACGUUACUGCUUAUAAAGAAUAUUCGCCUCUUUUCAUCCCGGCGACGUUCGCCAUGGACUAUGCAGUCCAGUUCGCCACUCUCACGGGGACGAUCGUUCAUACUCUUCUCUGGUACCGCGAGGACAUCAUCCGCCAAUUCCGCGCUUCCCUGCGAGACGAGCCCGACGUCCAUUCCCGCCUCAUGAGUGUCUAUCGAGAAGUACCUUACUGGUGGUACGCGGCUAUCGGACUCGUCUCCCUCGGCCUCGGCAUCCUCACCAUCGAGCACUGGGACACGCAGCUCCCCGUCUGGGCCUACUUCCUCUCCCUCGCUAUCCCGAUCGUGUAUGUCAUCCCCCUCGGCAUACUCCAGGCGAUCACCAACCAGCAGAUUGGGCUAAACGUCGUCACCGAGCUGAUUGUUGGGUACGCACUGCCAGGAAAACCGAUCGCGAUGAUGAUCUUCAAGACUUUUGGGUAUAUCACCAUGACUCAAGCGCUGAGUUUUGUCGGGGACCUCAAGUUCGGACACUACAUGAAAGUCCCUCCGAGGAUCAUGUUCAUGGCCCAGACGAUCGCCGCGCUCGUGGCCUGCUUCGUGGUCGUCUUUGUCCAGAUAUGGAUGUUUGGAAAUAUAGAAGGCCUGUGUGCUCCCGGGCAGGUGGACGGGUUCACAUGCCCGGCGAUUCACGUAUUCGCUACUGCUUCGGUGAUAUUUGGCGGUGUGGGCCCGCAGAGGCUGUUUGGCCCGCAUGGGACGUACGCCCCGCUAAUGUGGUUCUUCCUUAUCGGCGCUAUCCUUCCUAUCCCAUUCUACUUCCUUGCCAGGCGUUACCCAGCCAGUUGGUUCAGAUACGUAAACAUCCCGAUCAUCUUCGCCGGCACGUCCUACCUCCCCCCGGCAACAGGGAUCAACUACUCCUCCUGGGGCCUCGCAGGGUUCAUAUUCCAGUACCUCAUCCGUCGAAAACGGUUCAUGUGGUGGUCGAGGUACAACUACAUCCUCUCCGCCGCCCUGGACGGAGGCACCGUCCUCUCUGGCAUCGUCAUCUUUUUCGUCCUCUUCAUGCCGUACGGCUCCACGGGCCUUCAGUGGUGGGGCAACACCGUUUCGGCGAAUACGGCUGAUGGACAGGCUCGACCCCUCUUCCCGCUUGGGGGGGACAACCCGAGCACUUUUGGCCCGCCAAUCGGCUCGUGGUCUUGAGCCACCCCUACCCUGACAGCCUGUCACGGAGCCAUGUCGAGCCCAACCCAGUGGCGCCCUCGUACUCAGGUGUUGCUGUCGCCCGCAGAACACUAUCGCCACUAUUCGGAGGAGACGAUUGUGUGCUUGCAUGAUCCGCCACCGCGCUCGGCAGUCAGAGCCGCUCGCUUUUGCCCUGCGCGCCCCAUGGCACGAUUGAGUCUACAGCAUCUGGGACAGCGCCUCCCAGAUCCGUGGAUGUGGUUGGCCUCGUUCCACCGGUUGCUCCGGCUGGUACAGGAUCCUCACUGGACUAUCGGCGCCACGGUAUUGGGAUGGCGGCGCCAAUGGCGGACCUAGCUAGGCCUUACUUUCUGGCGUUUCGAUCCUGGAGAGUAUAGGCGCUCGAGUAAGCGCCUCACGUUUCGAGAACGAAACGGGUCCGCUUUUCACACAACAAAAAGGGUUGCUGACUUUCGUAAUUCGGUCACGCGCUGACUUAUCUGGCGCCACAUCCUCCUUCCUGACGCGAGACUUUUGCUCGCCGCUUGAUUAUUCGGCUACCUUCAUAUCUUUCCCAGAUCGUACUUCCUUUGGGUGGACUUGGUGUUUGUACAGUACUGAGGGUAUCUGUGACGCGCUGGCCUCCUAUAUUAUUGCUCAUUUCCUCUCCACUUAUCCACAUGUACAGUUACAUUAUACCCUGGCACAGUUCAGUUGUUGUAAUAAUAGCUACGAUGC
Molecule: messenger RNA, 3009 nt
Organism: Dacryopinax primogenitus
Lineage: Eukaryota; Fungi; Basidiomycota; Dacrymycetes; Dacrymycetales; Dacrymycetaceae
Product: OPT oligopeptide transporter
Exons: 8
Coding region: 166-2289 (707 amino acids)
Biological process (GO): transmembrane transport
Molecular function (GO): oligopeptide transmembrane transporter activity
Source: RefSeq, a predicted model, not a curated record